Lolium perenne is the source of this 996-nucleotide messenger RNA. RefSeq lists its product as uncharacterized. Lineage: Eukaryota; Viridiplantae; Streptophyta; Magnoliopsida; Poales; Poaceae. The record is from RefSeq and is a predicted model, not a curated record.
AUGUCUUCGUCCAGCAGCAGUUCGAGCGACGGAGUGGAGGGUGAUUUCAUCGCUGCAUUCCAGGAGGAGUAUGAGGAGGAGAUGCUCAACGAGGAGGUGGUGCCAAGAUGUCGGCGCCGCCGAGAGUUCAUCAGGCGUGAUCGUCUGGGUGCCCACGAUCGGCUCUUCGAGGACUACUUCGCCGACGAUUGCAACUAUCCUCCGAGCUACUUUCGGCGAAGGUAUCGGAUGAGACGAUCCCUCUUCCUGACCAUUGUGGCUAGAUUGGGUGAAUACUCUCCGUAUUUCACCCAAAGAAAUGAUGCUCUCAACCGUGCUGGUUUCUCUCCCCUGCAAAAGUGUACUGCGGCUUUGCGUCUGUUAGCUUAUGGAGCCGCUGCAGAUACAAUAGAUGAGUGGCUUAAGUUAGCUAGACAAACUUCAUCAGAUUGUCUAGAUAGAUUCUGUGAAGGCAUCACUGAGUGUUACGGGGAGACGUUUUACCGUCGCCCAACUGUGGAGGAUACUCAGCGGCUGUUAGCGAAAGCCGAGGAGCGUGGCUUUCCGGUGGCCGGGUCCAACAACGACCUCAAUGUACACGAGUACCACUAUGGUUACUACCUUGCCGACGGCAUCUACCCCUCCUGGCCGGUGUUCAUGAAAGGUGUUACUCUUCCACAAAAUGAAAAGCAGCGAGUGUUCACUUCUGCUCAAUCAGCGCAUCGCAAAGAUGUCGAGUGUGCCUUUGGAGUGUUGAAGGCUAGGUUCAACAUUCUAGCAGUUCCGGGACGCUCCUACUCGAGGCGUACUCUUGGAUUGAUCAUGCGUGCAUGUGUCAUUCUGCACAACAUGAUCAUCGACGAUGAGCGUGGACAAAAUUUGGACAACAUCUAUGAGACAGCUUGCUUCAAAUGUCGGCCCUGCAAUACACCACCAUGCACCACCAAGCCUAGCAGCCAGGAUUCAGAUGGACACCGAAAUGAGGGAGUCACCGAUGUAUACACAGCUCCAGCAUGA